AUGGGUUUCGUUAAUACUCUAACGCAGGCAUCCGAUCAGGAGAACCAGAGGCUGAGGGCCAGUCCUCAGGUCUUCAAGUUGUUUGUCCUAAUACUAUUUGUCCUGCUUGUACUCAAAAUCCGCAGGCACCGAGCGAACAGAAUCACCAACCAAUACGGCAGGCAAAUCUGCGAGCUUCAUGGAGACGCCCGCGUGGCGAAGUUCGCUUUCAGCAAGCAGCUCUCCGAUCAGGGCAAGGCUCUCGCUGGAGACGAGCCGUUUAUCAUCCGCAAUGGUCGAGCAAGAGAGCUGGUGGUGACCAAGCCAGAGCACAUUUAUGACUUCUACAAGGGUGAUACUAAGCCCUGCAGCCUCCUCGGCCAUGCGGUCGGCGCAUUAGCAGGAGAAAGAUGGUCAAUGAUCCGUCGCUACUUCGACCCCGCGUUCUCGUUUCAAUCAGCGCGGCAAGCGAUCCCAGAGCUGAGCGCAAGCAUCGACCGGUGGCUUGAUGAUCUGCCAUUGCAAGGAACAGGAACGGGAAAAGGGUUCGCCCUGGAGAUCAAGAAGCCCUGUCGUUUUUUGCCGCUCCGGCUUGCGGCGGAGUUUGUGUAUGGGGAGAUUUUCGAUGAUAAGCUUUUCUCUGCCUUAUUGGACCUAAAUGUCCUCCACGAAGUCAUCCUGCAUGACGUGAUCGCCAACAAACGUCUGGCGACAAGGCUAGGCUGUUGGUUUGACCGUGCAGCCGCCAAACGAAUGGAAGAAUUCCGGUCUAGAUGGAUGGAAUUCAAUCUUGGUAUAAUUCAGUCUGCUCGGGGGGCCUCGAAGGCAUGCCCUGCCGAGCGGAUAUAUCAUGGUGUUGAAAAGGGUGAUCUGAAACUCGAGGAGUUCCUACACACUUUAGAUGAAAUUCUCUUCGCCAACGUCGACGUCAGCUCCGCAGUCCUCGGCACUCUGUUCGAGCAUCUAGCUGUCAAUACAGCUUUCCAGCAGAAGCUUCGAGCGGAGAUUGAGACGCAUAUCCAGACUCGCACUCACACCCCAGACACCGAUAGUGACAUCGAUAUUAAUACCGAGACCGGAAAAUAUCUCUCGAAACAGGAUACACUUAUGAACUUCGCCGUGAUGGAGGCCAUGCGCUUGUCGCCGGCUUUCGAUUGCGACUUUGCAGCAUUCUCCCUUCCUGAAUGUACAGCGGUCCCCAAAGAGAUCGGAGGGUAUCGUGUUCCCGCAAGAUGCCCUGUCGUUAUAGACGCCAAACGUCUGAACGCGGAUCGAGCUACCUGGGGCAAAGACGGCGAUACUUAUCGCCCCGAGCGGUUUCGGGAUAUCCCACCUUCAAAGUCCCGAUACGGAUUCAUGCGGUUUGGUGUUGGGGCGGCGAGUGGACGAUGCCUUGGGAAGCAUUUGGCGGAUACUUUGUUCAAAUUGACCUUGAUAGCAGUUAUUGAACGGUACAGUCUCCACUCAGUGCAUGAUGGGCCAGAAGUCGAACUGAGAGAAGUGGUUGUGAGAGUAUGA
Molecule: messenger RNA, 1497 nt
Organism: Aspergillus nidulans FGSC A4
Lineage: Eukaryota; Fungi; Ascomycota; Eurotiomycetes; Eurotiales; Aspergillaceae
Product: protein apdB
Exons: 6
Coding region: 1-1497 (498 amino acids)
Biological process (GO): secondary metabolite biosynthetic process
Cellular component (GO): membrane
Molecular function (GO): heme binding; iron ion binding; oxidoreductase activity, acting on paired donors, with incorporation or reduction of molecular oxygen
Source: RefSeq, a predicted model, not a curated record